Messenger RNA from Chenopodium quinoa (quinoa), 527 nucleotides. RefSeq lists its product as uncharacterized. The transcript is spliced from 3 exons. The record is from RefSeq and is a predicted model, not a curated record. Lineage: Eukaryota; Viridiplantae; Streptophyta; Magnoliopsida; Caryophyllales; Amaranthaceae. The coding region runs from base 57 to 512 and encodes 151 amino acids.
AUUUCUUUUGGAUAAAGAGGGGUUUUCAUGUUCUUGAGGAUCGCAAAGGUUGGAUUAUGAAACAAGCUUGCGUUCGAUGGAGAGCUUUCAAGACUAGAUUAAGGCUCAAGUGGUUGUACCUGAAAGAUGGAACAAUCAAUGAUUCUCCACCAUUGAAAUAUCCUUUCAUAUCUAAAGAUGAUUGGGAAAAAUUCAUUCAAGCUUGUAAUUCUAGGGACUUCAAGAAAUUGAGUGAAAGAAAUCGUGAAAGUUCGAAGAAGAGGACCUCAAAAUAUCGAGGUGGGAGACUUGGCUAUCAAUAUUUUGAAGAAACAAUUGAAAAAGAGCUGGAGAAGCAAGGAGUACAUGUUUCAUACGUGCCUCGGCAUUUGACUUGGAUCAAAGCUCAUUCUCAUGUGAAGAAUGGAGUUUUAACUUUUGAUAAUCCUGCAGAUAAGGAAAUCCAUGAUGUAAUAGUAAGAUAUAUUAGCAUUUGUUUUUCUUGUUUUUCAGUCACUAAGAUUAUUAUUUAGUGACUUAUAUAAUUC